Punctularia strigosozonata HHB-11173 SS5 is the source of this 453-nucleotide messenger RNA. RefSeq lists its product as uncharacterized. Bases 1 to 453 code for a protein of 150 amino acids. The transcript has 5 exons. Lineage: Eukaryota; Fungi; Basidiomycota; Agaricomycetes; Corticiales; Punctulariaceae. The record is from RefSeq and is a predicted model, not a curated record.
AUGUCGCAGCCCGUCGCUAUGCAGAGUCCUUUGACAGUCGUCUUUCUCUUGCACAUCGCUCUUGAAAUACCAGUGGCCAUCCAAGGAAUAUGGUCUCCUCAGAGCCUUCCCUUCCUUGAGCUCAACAAUACUACGUUGGUAGUCUUGAAGCUCUACUCGGCGUUACUACUAGGAACCUGUGUUGCUUCCUUGCUCUGCUUCAGCUUGCCUGAGUUUCUACCCGGAAAGCGCGCAUUUGCCAUCGCCCUCUGCAUGUAUCAUUCGAUCUGCUCCACCAUACUCUUCCAGUCUCCUCGCUUCAUCCCGAAGUCGAUGGGCGCCUUAGCCGAAACAUGGAAAUUCACACCGGAGGUCCUGUGGGGUACUCUGCACGGUCUUCUGGGUCUAUUCUUCAUGGCGUGGUGGCAGGGAACGGUUGGUUCCGUCACCGCCGCAAAGAGGCUCCAACAGUGA